Messenger RNA from Dermatophagoides farinae (American house dust mite), 4304 nucleotides. NCBI's taxonomy places the organism in Eukaryota, Metazoa, Arthropoda, Arachnida, Sarcoptiformes, Pyroglyphidae. The record is from RefSeq and is a predicted model, not a curated record.
AAAUUAAAAAAAAAAUUCGUUUACGUACUCUUCGUACGGGUGUGAGAAAUCAGAAUUUUUUUUUUGUAUCACGCGCGAGUCAAACAUUUUUUCAUUGAACGGUGGUUGAAUUUUUUCUUUUAUUUGGUGUUUGAAAAUAAAUCUUGUAAAAAAAACGUUAACUAAAUUAAACAAUCAACCAACAAUAAUAAUAAUAAUAAUAAUAAUGAAAAGUUUAUUCAUCAAUUCAACAAGUCAACAACGACAGAAAACAUGUCCACCAAGCUAUGUUUCUUUGGAUAAUGAUAAUGAACAUUUGAUCCAUAUACUUCGUUUAGAAAGGGAUAGAUUAAUUCAAAGAUUACAAUAUGAAUCGGCCAUAUUUCUUUCGGAUAAAAUCAUAGCCAUUAAUGGAAUGAAUAUAAAUGAUGGAUUCAUAUUGGUACAUUGUAUUUAUCUAUCGAAACAAUAUCAACGUGCUGCACAUCUUAUACAACAUAAUAAUCUACAUGAAAUGGAUGUAAAAUGCUGUUGUUUACUAGUCAAAUGUUUGAUGAAAAUCAAAAAUUAUAAAAAAGCUCUCACCAUUAUUGAUUCAUGUUUGAAAACACGAUUACUAAAUGAUAUUAAAUGGCGUGUACCAUUGCUUGUAUUGCGAAGUGAUGCAUAUGAAUGUUUGGAUAAUCGUAUCGAUGCACGACAAUCAUUAAUAAAAGCAUUGGAACAGAAUUUUCUUUGCUAUGAAGCAUUCUAUCGUAUUACACAUCAUCAUAUGGCAACGAAAAUCGAAGAAUUAGAUAUUCUUUGUAAAUUAAUAAUGAAAAGUCGUUCAGAACGUUCAAGAUUUAUUAGUAGUUUUAUGACAGAUUUUAUGAUAUUUUUCUAUUAUAUUCAAUUGAAAAAAUAUGAUAAACCUGAUCGUUUAUUUAUACGGAAACCAUUUCAAUUGUUUGCUGAAAAUUUUGAUUUUCUUAUUGCACAGGCCGAACGACAUUUCUAUAAUUUUGACCUAGUACAAGCAUUGGAGAUUACAUCCAAGUUAAUUGAAAAAGAUCCACAUAAUUUUGAAUGUCUUGAGAUACAUAUUUCAUGUUUGCUCAGCCUUGAAAGAUCUAUUGAAUUAUUCAAAUUGUCACAAAAUUUGAUUGAUUUAUAUCCGGAACAUGAAAUAUCUUGGUAUUCAUUAGGCUGUUAUUAUCAUCUGAUUAAAAAGAAAGCAGUAUCUCGUCGUUAUCUACAAAAAGCAGUUACAUUGAACAAUAUAUUUGCACCAGCUUGGCUGCUGUAUGGUCAUUCAUUUUCCGAUGAUAAUGAACAUGAUCAAGUGAUGGCCACAUAUUUUAGAGCAUCACAUCUUAUGCCCGGUUGUCACCUGCCAUUACUUUAUAUUGGUGUUGAAUAUGCUCGUACAGAGAAUCAUAAAUUGGGUGAAAAAUUUAUCUGUACCGCUUUGACAAAAGCACCGGAAGAUCCAUUAGUAUUACAUGAACUUUCAGUUACGGCAUUUCAUUCGGAUGAAUUACUAAAAGCUGAUCGUUAUCUUCGACAUGCUUUACGGGCGCUCAAAUAUACUGAAAACAAAGAUGAUGAUAUCCGUAUUCAAUAUGAACCAUUAUUCAGUAAUAUGGGUCAUAUAAAUCGUAAAUUAGGUCGUUAUAAUGAUGCUAUUGAAUUUUUUAAAAAAUCACUUGCACUUUCACCAAAUAAUUCGUCUACAUAUUCAUCGAUUGGUUUGGUAUAUUGUAUGUUGGAUAAAUUUUCCGAAGCAGUUUAUUAUCUGGAUCAUGCAUAUGGUUUGAAUCGUCUAUUCAAACGUGAUGAUGUAACAAAAGAUCUGCUUGACGAUGCAUUGAAAUUCUAUCCGGAUAGUUUACAAUUACCAGGACAAUCGGAUUUACCUGAUUUAAAUCAAAAAUUACCCACAUGGAUCGAUUGUGAUAAUCGAAUAGAGAUGGCUCGUAAUCUUGCCAAAACAUCAUCAUCAUCAUCAUCAUUAAUGGCUAAUGAAAAUCUAAAACAACAGAAUAAUGAUAAUAAUGAUCGAAUCAUUAUUUUUGAAUCUAAUCAAAUGAAUCGAAACGAUAAUUAUACAAAUUCACCGUUAAGUCCGGUAUUGGAAAUUAGUCUAUCCAGUGAUAAUCCAGAUGAUAUACCAUUGUUUCCCGGUGAAAAAAUUGAUGCCGAAAUUAAUGCUCGUGAAGUAACAUACAUUUGUCCAUAUGAAGGUGAAAUACGAGGCCAUCUUUAUCUAACCAAUUAUAAAUUAUAUUUUAAAAAUGAUGAUGAACGUGAACCAAAUAAAACAAGAUUGGUACAUGUACCAUUGGGCACGAUCAAAAAGAUUGAUAAAUUUGGUGGUUCACAAACGAAAGGCAACAAUGCUUAUGGUAUAAUUGUUCAUUGUAAAGAUGUACGAACGUUAAAAUUUGCACAUAGUCCAGAAAAUCAUUCACGACGUGAUGUUUUUGAAAAACUUCGUCAAUAUGCAUUCCCAUUGACCUAUUCAUCGAAUAAGAAAAUGUUUUGUUUUGAAUUCAAAGCUACAUAUCCAGUAGAUGGUUGGUCUGUAUAUGAACCAUUAGCUGAAUUUAAACGAAUGAAUUUACCGAAUGAAUCAUGGCGUAUAACAAAAAUUAAUGAUAAAUAUAAACUAUGCGAUACAUAUCCAGCCAUUCUGGUUGUUCCACAUAAUGUUACCGAUAAUGAUCUACAAGCUGUUGCAGCAUUUCGUAGUCGUGCACGAUUACCAGUAUUAAGUUGGAUACAUCCUGAAUCACAAGCAAGUAUUGUACGUUGUUCACAACCAUUGACAGGUAUUAGUGGACAACGUUCAACGGAUGAUGAAAAAUAUAUUCAAAUGAUAAUGGAUGCAAAUGCUCAAUCACAUAAAAUAUUUAUUAUGGAUGCUAGACCACAGACAAAUGCAAUGGCUAAUCGUACCCGUGGUGGCGGUCUUGAAAAUGAACAUUUAUAUAAUAAUGCUGAGAUACAAUUUCUUGGUAUUGCUUCGAUUCAUCCGAUGCGUGAAAGUUUACGAAAAUUAACCGAACUUUGCUACGGAAAUAUUGAUGAUUCAUUAUUUAUGAUUGAAUUGGAAAAAUCUCAAUGGCUUAAACAUAUACAAAUUAUAUUGAGCGGUGCUGUCAGAAUUGUCGAUAAAAUUGAAUGUCAAAAAACAUCGGUUGUCGUACAUUGUAGUGAUGGAUGGGAUAGAACAUCCCAGCUAACUAGUCUGGCCAUGUUGAUGCUUGAUCCAUAUUAUCGAACAUUACGUGGUUUUGAAGUAUUGAUCGAAAAAGAAUGGCUCAGUUUUGGACAUAAAUUCGCUCAACGACUUGGCCAUGGUGAAGAUAAAUCAUCGGAUGAUAAUCGUUCACCGGUUUUUCUUCAAUGGUUAGAUUGUGUAUGGCAAAUUCAACGACAAUUUCCUACCGCUUUUGAAUUUAAUGAAACACUUUUAUUGGUAAUUGCCGAUCAUAUGUAUUCAUGUUUAUUCGGAACAUUUUUGGCCAAUUCCGAAUCGACACGUAAACGUGACGGUAUAUUGAAUAAAACAAAAUCCAUAUGGUCAAUGGUGAAUACGUAUAGAGAUGAAUUCCUAAAUGCAUGCUACACAACAGCACCCACACCAUAUGCCAUCGCAUUGACUGUAUCAUCGACUAAAGAUUAUGUUAUCGUACCACGAUGUGCUGCACCAUUCAUCGAAUUAUGGACCAGUUAUUUUUGUCGUUGGAAUAUGAAUAUUUCACCACAAUCCAUUGAUCAGAUACGAUUACGAAACAAAGAACUAUUAGCAAUACGAGCUGCAUUACAGAAAAAAGUGGAAGAAUCACAAAAACAAUUACAGAAUAAAUAUUCACGUCAAUCGAAUGCCGUAUCAAAUGCCGGCCAUUCAAAUUCAUCCGGACCAUCAUCACCAUCGAAUUCACAGUUAACGAAUACAAAUCCAAAUGCAAGAAUUGUUAAUAUCUGAAAAACCGAUUGAAAUCCAUAUGUGGAGAUUUUUCUCAAAAAUAUUGUUACAAAAAAAAUACCCACACAUCUGUGUGUGCAUGAUACUAAAUUGAGCAAAUGCACAUCAGUAUUACGUGGGCGAAAAAUCCGAUUUUUUCUUUUGUUUUAUUUGAAUCGUUGGUGUUUUUUUUCACUCACCCAAAAAUAUAUCGCGAUCGAUGUGUAUGUCAUUCAUCAUCAUCAUCACCACCACCACCACCAUCAUCAUGAUCAUCAACGCGUCAUUACUAUGGUUAAUACUAAUGUUUUAGGAUUUUGUAUUAAAAAUGAUAAUCAUUUGUAUUUCAAUUUAUAAUGAAAAUAAAUGAAAA